Daphnia carinata is the source of this 2708-nucleotide messenger RNA. Its product is annotated as vascular endothelial growth factor receptor 1-like. The transcript is spliced from 16 exons. NCBI's taxonomy places the organism in Eukaryota, Metazoa, Arthropoda, Branchiopoda, Diplostraca, Daphniidae. Gene Ontology annotation, molecular function: ATP binding; transmembrane receptor protein tyrosine kinase activity. The record is from RefSeq and is a predicted model, not a curated record. Gene Ontology annotation, cellular component: signaling receptor complex. The coding region runs from base 1 to 2607 and encodes 868 amino acids. Gene Ontology annotation, biological process: cell surface receptor protein tyrosine kinase signaling pathway; multicellular organism development; positive regulation of kinase activity.
AUGCAAAUCACGACACACAGUGGCAUGUCGUCGAUGUUGCCUGUCGGAAGUGAUGCAAAUCGGCUAGUGAUGAUUCCCCAUCACCAACCACACAUCAAACAAGUAGGUAACAAUCUCACCUUAACUUGCAUCUACCGGUUCAACAGCGACGAAGAGAAAAUGUCAGCCAACAUUACGUGGAUCCUGCCCCAAUAUCAAACGAGAACGAAAAAACGUUUAGGUUACAAAGUUGAGAGGAAUACAACUCACUUGACAUCGACGAUGACAAUGAAAUGGAUCUUCGUAUCCGGCACGGGGAAUUAUCGAUGCGUUGUACGUCCCGGAAUCCAAAUCGCUCACUACGUUUACGUUUACAGAGACCGGGACCAAGUUUUCAUACCGGGGAUAGACAUUAAUCGCAAGUUUGGUCGUCACGCUUUUAAGACAUAUAUGAAGUUUGCGGGUGAACCUCUUGAAAUCCCGUGCAAACCAACCCACCCAAAUGUCACUAUUUCACUGUACCGCGAAACGCUAAUGCCAAACGAUGAACUGAAAUGGAAGUUGAUGGAACUGUCUAGUGGUUAUGGAAAUGCCAGUUGGUUGCUGAACCCUUUGCCUGAACCAGGAUUCAGGUUAACGAAUACGACACUAAGCGACAGAGGAACAUACAAGUGUGUAGGCACCAUGAACAAACCGAAGGAAACUGCUCUACGUACCGAAUUCAAAACCAACAAUUUCGACGGACCUACGCCAAGUGCUCUACAGACCGAAAUCGCUUUCAAGAUUUUCAUCAACGGAAUGGAACUCGAUAGGGUUGGGGAACCAAUCGAAGGUAACAACGUGACUCUCAUCUGCAAAACCAUCUGCCGAAAUGAGUACACGCUUAAAAUUUGGAAAUUCGAUUGGCUUUACUUCAACAAUGAAACUGGCCAAGAACAAUUGAUCAAUCAAACUAACCUUCCAAAAGGAUUUCAGGUGGAAAAUUCAAGGUUCCGUAUGAUAUCAGGCAACUUUCUCGAUGGAAGAUUCCCGUACGGUUUGUACGAAAGUCGCUUGCAUCUGCUAAGAAUUGGCCUCAAUACCCACACGCACUUUCAAUGCAGAGCCAAUACCAGUGAACGAAUCAUUUCUCAAUCCAUUUCUUUUACAGUUCAAGAAAACAAAUACCCGGUGAAUGUAACAUUGGGAAGAGGAAUAGCUCAAAAUUUGACUUGCAAUCGAUUCAUUGAUGACAUCCACAUCAAAUGGUUCAAGGAUGACAAGGAAUAUUUGGGAUUAAUCUAUACGAACGAUACUUCAUCAAUUUUACCACUAAACGGAAGUGAUGGACAAAAAGGACGUUAUUCUUGUCGCUGGAACAAUAGCCGAGGGGAAGAGAGAUUUCGAAAUUUCUAUUUUCCUGACGAACCAGAAUCUAAGGGUAUUGUCAUUGCUGUCUGCGUAUCUGUCGUGACGUUACUUAUAACUGGAAUAGCAAUCAAACAAUACGUGGACAUGAGAAAUCUGGAAAAAGAAAUUCAGGAAAGAUUAGAUGGAAAUCCUGAUAGCAUCGAUCCAAAUUUGCCAAUCGACUAUCAAACAGAAUAUCUACCUUACGACAAAAGCUGUGAAUUUCCAAAAAAUCGCCUCAGACCCGGAAAACAACUGGGAAAAGGAUGUUUCGGAGAAGUUUACAAGGCCGAAGCUGUUGGACUCAAAGGAUCGGAUGAAAAUGUGACAACCGUGGCCGUCAAAAAGGUCCUAUCGACAUCGCAAUUUCAAAUGAAAUCAAAGACGGCCGCCUUAGACGCUCUCAUUGGAGAAUUGAAAAUUCUAAAUUUUUUAGGAUCGCAUUUAAAUGUCGUCAACUUAUUGGGAGCCUGCACCAAAGACAUCAUCAAAGGUGAACUCUUGUUAAUUAUCGAUUAUUGCCCCUUUGGCAAUUUGCAAUCGUAUUUGAUUAAACAACGCAAUACAUUUGUCACCCAAUUGGACGAGUUUGGUGACCUUACACUGUCAAAUGAGGAAGCCAUUUGGAAAUCUGAAAAUUCAGACGCUAUUACCAAUGGACCCAUUUCCACUUGGAAUUUAAUUAGCUUUUCUUUACAAGUCGCCAAAGGGAUGGAAUUCAUUGCGAGCAAAAAGGUACUCCAUGGCGAUUUAGCGGCUCGCAAUAUCCUUUUAGCCGAUCAUGGAAUUGUCAAAAUUGCAGAUUUUGGAAUGGCCAGACAAAUGAAAAACUACGUUUACGAAAUGAAAGGACAGGGAUUACUACCAAUUAAAUGGAUGGCUAUUGAAUCGCUGACGGAUCAAAUAUUUUCCAGUCAAUCCGAUGUCUGGUCUUACGGCAUUGUUCUAUGGGAACUCUUUGCCCUGGGAAAAAUGCCCUACCCAGGUAUGAACGGCCCUGUCCUCGUGAAAAAUAUUCAAGAAGGACGACGAAUGGAGAAACCAGACUAUGCGCCAAAUUUCUUUGGCGAAAUCAUGAAAAGUUGUUGGAACAAAGAACCAAACGACCGACCAACGUUUCAUCAGCUGGCAAACACGAUCGAGAAUUACAUGGAACCAUUCGUUAGCUCUGGCUACUUGGAUGCAACAUUCAUGGAAAACAAUACCGCUAAGAGUUUGGUGACUCUUCCCGCGGAAUGAUUUGCAAUGAAAUUUAAAGGACACGAAACCAUUUCUAUGUAGCCCAGCCCCUUCUUUAGAGAAGAACGUUUAACGAUGGUUGGCGAGAAAGAAACAAAAGA